AUGACUCGUGGCAACAGAAAACUGCUGAUAACAGGCCUUAAAAAUCUACUAGACAAAUGCGAAGGCCACGAGAAUUUGAUCAAGCAAAUCCACGCUCACUGGACCACCCUUGGCUUCUUCGCUCAAACUCGGAAACAUCAACACUUCGCCUGCAAAUUACUUAACGUUUAUACAAAACUAAACAAACCCCUCGAAGCCCACAGGGUGUUUGCUCUAAUUCCUGACCCAGACAUUGUCUCCUGGACUUCUCUAUUCAAUCUAUACCUGAAAACUCAACAACCCACCGAGGCUUUAUCUCUUUUCUCUCACUUGUUGGUCUCUACUUCCCUCAGACCUGAUGCGCACUCCGUCUUGGCUGCGCUGUCUGCUUGCGCGCGGACGCAAAAUUUGGAUGCUGGUAAAGCAGUGCAUGCCAUGGUGUAUAGACAAUUGUCUGAACCGGAAACAAUUGUGAGUAAUGCUCUGAUUGAUAUGUAUAGUCGGGGUGGAAGAACCCAUUUGGCUAGACGUGUGUUUGAGAGUGUGCAAUGCAGAGACGUGGCUACUUGGACUAGCUUGCUUAAUGGGUUUAUUUUUUGUGGUGAUAUUGAAGCUGGACGUCAGGUUUUUGAUGAUAUGCCGCAGAGGAAUGUGGUUUCUUGGACGGCGAUGAUAGUUGGCUAUGUACGUGUGAAAAAUUCCAUUGAGGCGUUGCAGUUGUUUAGGAGAAUGAGGGAUGGAGGUAGAGAGAAUGCUACUACUAUUACUAUUGUUGCCGUGCUCUCAGGUUGUGCUGAUGUUGGAGCUCUUGAUUUUGGGAGGUCUAUUCAUGGGUAUGUUAACAAGAUAGCUGGUUUUAGCAUGGAUGUUGCUGUAAAUAAUGGAUUAAUUGAUAUGUACGCAAAAAAUGGAAACCUUGAUUCAGCUGAGAAUAUAUUCAUUAGGAUGGUAGAUAGGGAUUUGUUUUCGUGGACAAGUAUAAUUUCAGGGUUGGCAAUUCAUGGUAGAGGUAAGGAUGCACUUGAUUUUUUCGAUGAGAUGGUGGCAUCUGGGAUGCACCCCAAUGAGAUUACGUUUCUUUCUGUACUUUCAGCUUGUAACCAUGCAGGAUUGGUUGGUGAGGGACUGAACUUCUUUGAAAGAUUGAAAAAUUCUCCUAGAUUUGAACCCAUGAUGGAACAUUAUGGGUGUAUGGUAGAUCUUCUUGGUCGAGCAGGAUUGCUUGAAGAAGCUGUUGGAUUGAUUCAGGACAUGCCCUUCAAGCCAGAUGCUAUUAUGUGGAGAUCAUUUCUCAGUUCUUGUUUAGGACAUAAUAAUUCGGCUUUGGCUGAAAUGGCAGCGAAAGAGGUACUUGAACUGGAGCCUGAUGAUGAUGGUGUAUGUGUGCUCCUUUGGAACUUGUAUCGCUCUAAAAAAAUGUGGCAAGCUGCUUCAAGGAUGGAGAGGAUGAUGAAGGAUCAGAAAAUAAAGAAAAAACCUGGGUGUAGUUGGGUUGAAGUAAAUGGUGUUGUUCAUGAAUUUCUUGCUGAAACUUCAUUACCUUCUGUAGUUGGUGAUGUAUACAUUGCUCUACAAGGCAUUGCUAGACAAUCAAAAAUGAAUAGUGACAUUGAUAGUUGUGAGUGGAGAAAUUUCAUGCACAAGAAGGAUUGUACAGCGACAGAGUGUAUCUAGUAGAACGAAUAUUGACAUUUUUAGAUAAAAGUUUUUGAAGCGAAGCAUGGAAGUUCCUGAUUGGAGACAGUAAAAUUAGCAUUUUCAGAAUUCAAGGGGACCAAAAUGUGGGUUUUCUUGGAAUUAGCUCAGUACUGUUUUCUCCAUAACUUUAUUAGCGCCUCGCUGUACUAAAUUGGAAAACCUCAUCCUUCCACCACUGAAAAGAAGGUUCAGUUAUGGAACUUACCGUCUAUGUAUUUGUUUUAUUUUGCUUUUCUUAAUGUCUAAACUGUGUCUUGUUAGUCUGGAUAAUUAAUUAGUGCUUCUUUGGUGCCCUUGUGGCAUGGGUUCUGUUGGACAGGUAGUUUGAUUCCUUGAUGGUCUGGAUGGUCAAUUCACGCUUCUUUGUUGCCCUUGUGGCAUGUGUUCUGCUGGAAAGGUACUUCUUCCAGAAGUGAAGGAAGCAGAUUAUAUGGAUGGUAGUGACGUUAAUUGUUGACAUUCAAGGUGCUCGACAGACGCAUCCUAUAAUAUAGUGGCGAAACGAGAAAUUCCAGUUAACGGAAAAACUACUUGGAAGAGGGAAGCAGAAAGAGUACCAAAAGUAAGGAACGACGAAUAUAGGGAAUGAUGAAAUAUAGAAGAAACAACUUGGAGUAUUGGAAGUAUAACAAAAUCGGAGAUUGAACAGGAGACAGCAAAACAGAGGAAUCAACUCCAUUUGUUGUUUGCGGUUUGGGGAGACGAGGUGCCGGGGUCGGUUGGUUUGUUCGGGUAAAACAAAGGAGGCAACGUGAGGGACCUUAAGUUUUCGUGCUGGUUGUUGGAGUUUGGGCGAAGAGGAAGCAUCUUUACAUCUUCCUCCAGUAUUUAGAUUGAUUAGAAUAGCUUCUGCAGAACUGAAAGUGUACUGUAC
Molecule: messenger RNA, 2551 nt
Organism: Coffea eugenioides
Lineage: Eukaryota; Viridiplantae; Streptophyta; Magnoliopsida; Gentianales; Rubiaceae
Product: pentatricopeptide repeat-containing protein At2g22410, mitochondrial-like
Exons: 2
Coding region: 1-1653 (550 amino acids)
Biological process (GO): RNA modification
Molecular function (GO): protein binding; RNA binding
Source: RefSeq, a predicted model, not a curated record